AUGUCUACAACUAAACUUUCUAAACUUUUACCUGAUCAUGAAAAAUAUCAUCAUAAUCCUAUAAUACAUAAAACAAAAUCUUACACUUUUUGGUAUUCAAUACAAAAUAAAGAUGUUUUCCUAAAUCAGGUCUUAAAUAUACAAGGGCACCUAAACAUUAUGCUAUUUCAGAUAACUUUAACAUUAUUACAACAUGAGGAAAGAAAGUCAGAAAAUAGUCGAAUAUCAGGUCCUUUACUUUUUGGUCUUCAUCUUAAACAAAUUCAAAAAAAUCAACUACAAUCAAAUUAUAUUAGACCUUUAAAACAGUUUAAUGAACUAAGUAUUUCUACUAAAAAGGCUUGUGCAAGAACUGUUACAAAAAAGAUUAAAAAAGAUUUUAAUCAAAUUGCAAAAAAAAAUUAUUAUCCAAAUGAUCAAGUUACACUUAAAGAAUUAUCUUAUACAGUUGCAAAUACACCUUUUUAUGUAAAAUUUGGAUCUCAGAAUAUUAUAGAAAAAAACAAAUAUGAGUUAGCAAUAGUACAAAUAAUUGAUAAGUACCAAAUAUCAAGAGAUAGAUAUCGUGCUUUAUCGGCUAUACAACCUAAUUUACCUCGUGAUUAUGCAGUUUUUGAUCAACGUACAAUUUUAACAUCAAAAAUGGCUAAUUAUAUACUAAUUGAAACAUUUAAUCUUUAUAGUCAAGAUAAUCUUUUAUUAAAUGAAGAAUUUCAAUUAGUUAAAAAAGUUGCACGACAAAGUAUUAAAGAUAUACUUUUAUAUUUGCAUCCUUAUUUAGUAGCUAACAAAAUUCUUCAUUCUUCAAAACCUGUUAUUAAUUUACGGAUCUCUGGUGAUGGCUAUAAUGUCAGAAAAAAAAUUAAUCAUGUAAUAAUAACUCUUGCUAUUUUGGAUCAAAAAAAAGAAUUAUAUUUAUCUGAUAAUCACUAUACUAUAGUUAUAUAUUCAGAUAUUGAGAAAUAUGAACUAUUAAAAAGUGCAACACAGCCGCUUGUUGAUGAAUUAAAUGAAUUACAACAAUCUGGAUUUGUUGAUAAAAAUGGAAUUAAUUAG
Scutellospora calospora is the source of this 1056-nucleotide messenger RNA. The record is from the annotation of a GenBank genome assembly. NCBI's taxonomy places the organism in Eukaryota, Fungi, Glomeromycota, Glomeromycetes, Diversisporales, Gigasporaceae.